CUAACCCCUUUAUUUUCCUCUCACACUCACUCUCACGUGCUCACCUUCUUCCCGCCGGCGCCUCUCCCCUUUCUGUUUCAGCACCUCAGUGUCGCCGUCGCCUUUCUCCGAUUCAGUGCUGCCGUAGCCUGACUCCGCUCAGAUUGCACCAAUUUUCUACUCUCUUCUUGUUACUGGCUUACAGCCAGCCAAAAGUUUGUUGGAGGUGUCUUAUCCUCUUCAUUGAAUUGAAGUUAGCUAAUUAUGGGCAAGAGAAAGAGUUAUAAGCAGGACAAAAAGAACUCUAAGAGAAGAGUUGCCGAAGAUGAUGCUGCCUCUGAAGAUAUGGACGAUGAAAUUGAUGCCUUUCACAGGCAGAGGGAUGUCAUUCCUCUUGAUAUCAAUGGUGAUGCUACAGAGUCGGAUGAUGAUGCUGAGCAACCUGUUUUCAAUUUAGAGGGCAUUGAUGAUGAAGAUGAUGAAGAUGAUGAAGAUAUCCGUGAUACUGGUUUGGCUGCAAAAAUUGCUAGGCAACAGAAGUUCUUGCGGGAAAAGUUUGGUGGGGUGGAAGAUGAAAUGCACGAGGAUGAAGAUGAAGACAUGGAUGAACAAAAGACUAUAUGGGGUGGAAGGGAAGGCAAAUACUACGAUGCUGAUAAUCGUGAUUUUGAAAUCCAAUCAAGUGAUGAUGAGUCCCUUGCAGAAGAGGAGGAAGAGGUUAUUCGAUUGCAGAAGGAGAAAGCAAAAACUCUCUCAUUGGAAGAUUUUGGCCUUGAAGAUGAGAGUGACGAGGAAUUAACUCUAGAGGAAAUGAAUGGAAAAGGAGUUGAUGCAAAAACUUCAGCAAGAAAGGAAGCUUCAGAUGAUAUGGAUGCUACAUAUCAGGAAAUCGCUAAAGACGUGAAUGCUUUAACAAGGGAGGAGCAGAUGGAUGUCUUGAGCAGUUCCGCUCCAGAGUUAAUUGGUUUGCUGACUGAAUUGAAUGAAGCGGUGGAUCAGCUUGAGAACAAAGUCAAUCCAAUACUGAACAAGGUUCAAAAUGGGCAAAUUGCAGUGGGAGGAGGACUGCAAUAUUUGGAGCUAAAGCAGGUUCUUUUGCUCUCUUAUUGCCAAGCUAUAACCUUCUAUCUUCUCCUGAAGUCUGAGGGGCAAGCAGUACGGGAUCAUCCUGUGAUUGCUCGCCUUGUAGAGAUUAGAAGUUUAUUGGACAAGGUAAAACAACUUGAUGAGAAUCUUCCAUCGGAUUUAGAAGAUAUCAUUAACAUAUAUCAUCAGCAAGAAACAGAUGGAAAAUUGAAGAAAGAGAAUUGUUCUAUUCCAGCUGAGUUCUUUGCAAAAGAUCAGGGGUCUUCUCAUCACUCUUAUAGCCAAGAAGUGGAAUUGAAGCAGCCCAAUCCAAAAACUGGCUCAAAGAAGGCGGACAAAUUGAAGGAGAAAGGGAAGAAGGUAGGGAAGCAUAAACAAGUGGAUGAUCAAAUGAGUGCCCAGAGCAUGGAAAUGCUUAAAGUAAGAGCCCUCCUUGAAGAAAAACUAAAACAGAAGAACUUCACUCUGAUUGAACCAAAGCAAUCUGGAGCCAAAAAGCAUCUGCAACCAAUUAAUCGGAAGCUUGAAGCAUAUAACGAUUUUAAUGAUGAAACUGAUACUCAGGCUGCUAAGCGGAAGGGCCCAGAUAACUCUGCUAAGGCAGCUGAUCUCAAACGACUUGUUUCUACGAAACUGAAGCCGAAGGUCAUUUCUGGUGAUGAUGAUUUGCCUACAAGAGACGAUAUUGGAGAAAGGCGGAGGAGAUAUGAACUUCAAAUGUUGGCAAGAGCUGGAGUUGAGCCAAAGAACGGCACUAGUGUCCUUGAGAGUAACAGUGAUGACGACGACAGUGUUUUGAAAGGAAAUGGUGAAGUAGACUCUGAAGAUGAACUCUACAAGCAAGUCAAACAACAACGUGCUGCGAAACUUGCUGCCGAAGCUGAAACUUACUCCAGGACCAUGGCAACUCCAUCAUCUCCCGAAGUGGUGGGUGGAAAACGCAAGAUCAGUUAUCAAAUGGAGAAAAACCGAGGCCUAACUCGAAAACGAAAGAAGUUGAUAAAGAACCCAAGAAAGAAAUACAAGCUGAAGUUUCAAGAUGCAGCAAAACGUCGUAAAGGUCAGGUCCAGGAGGUUAAAAAGCCGAUUCAUAUGUACGGUGGAGAGACAACAGGAAUUAACCCAAGAAUCAGUAGGAGCAUUCGGUUUAAAAGUUAGAACUGUGGGAUUGUACAAGUUUUGUCUUCUUGAGAGUAGUGGGGAAUGGGGCAAGGCAUUAUUCUUCAAGGUAUUUCUUUUUCUUAGUAAUCAGUUGUCACUUAGCAUUAUUCUUUAUGAGUGUCUUGAUCUAACUACUUCAACAGAUCUGUUUUGAACUUUAGAUGGACCAAAAGGUUGGUCAAGCUGUAAAUUUUCUUAAGAAGAUGUGUGUCAGAACCAAUACCAAUUUUAUUUUCUUUUUUUGAAAAAUGUUCAAACUAAUCAAAACGCUUUGUUAAUUUUUUUA
Molecule: messenger RNA, 2512 nt
Organism: Cucumis sativus (cucumber)
Lineage: Eukaryota; Viridiplantae; Streptophyta; Magnoliopsida; Cucurbitales; Cucurbitaceae
Product: something about silencing protein 10
Exons: 17
Coding region: 244-2223 (659 amino acids)
Biological process (GO): maturation of SSU-rRNA from tricistronic rRNA transcript (SSU-rRNA, 5.8S rRNA, LSU-rRNA)
Cellular component (GO): nucleolus; small-subunit processome
Source: RefSeq, a predicted model, not a curated record